CAACCCCUGAAGUCUGACGCACAAUCAUGAGUGAUUGUCAAGGGAAGAUAGCGUGAGCAGUGUAGCACAUCGGACAAACUGGUGGUAGGAAGGUUGAAGGAUGGGAGACUGUAGUGAUCUUGACAGACAGAUCGAACAAUUACGGCGAUGUGAAACCAUUAAAGAAAGUGAGGUGAAAGCCCUUUGUACCAAAGCCAGAGAGAUUUUAGUAGAAGAAAGUAAUGUUCAACGAACUGAUUCUCCAGUAACGGUUUGUGGUGACAUCCAUGGCCAGUUCUAUGACUUGAAAGAACUGUUCAAAGUUGGAGGAGAUGUUCCUGAAACAAACUACCUAUUCAUGGGAGAUUUUGUUGACAGGGGAUUCUAUAGUGUUGAGACUUUUCUUCUUUUAUUAGCUCUUAAGGUUAGGUACCCUGAUAGGAUUACUCUGAUCAGAGGCAAUCACGAAAGCCGGCAGAUUACCCAAGUCUAUGGGUUUUACGAUGAAUGUCUACGAAAGUAUGGCUCAAUCACAGUCUGGAGAUACUGUACUGAAAUAUUUGAUUAUUUGAGUCUGUCUGCCAUCAUUGAUGGGAAAAUAUUCUGUGUUCAUGGAGGUCUUUCCCCUUCCAUAACUACCCUGGAUCAGAUUCGAACAAUAGACCGAAAGCAAGAAGUACCACAUGAUGGUCCCAUGUGUGAUCUCCUAUGGUCAGACCCUGAAGACACACAGGGGUGGGGUGUAAGUCCUCGAGGUGCAGGCUACUUGUUUGGGAGUGAUGUUGUUAAUCAGUUUAAUGCUAAUAAUAACAUUGAUAUGAUAUGCAGGGCACAUCAGUUAGUAAUGGAGGGAUACAAGUGGCACUUUAAUGAAACUGUCCUUACUGUCUGGUCAGCACCUAACUAUUGCUACAGGUGUGGAAAUGUUGCAGCGAUUUUAGAAUUAGACGAAAACCUUCAAAGAGAAUUUACAAUAUUUGAAGCAGCACCUCAGGUAAUUGAGGAAAGUCGAGGAAUUCCAACGAAAAAGCCACAACCUGAUUAUUUCCUUUAAUUUAAAACUGAAAACAACAGUGGUGUAAUAAGUAAAUCAUGACGUUGUUCUUUUAGUGUACUUCAGAACAUAGUGAAAGAUCUGCCAAAUACAAAGUGUCUUGAUGCCUUACUGGAUUUGUUUCGUUAAGAUCACCUGAUCCCCUUCUGAGGAGAAACUUACAAAACUAGGAUAAAUCAAAGUUUUUUUAGUGGGUCAGAAGGGGUUGAGUACCAAACUGUUCACUUUCACUGUCUACCAGUUCAUACUGUGUCAAAUUUGAUUAUACUUCAGUAUGUAAAAAACUGAGUAACAUGUCCAAAACUGAUUCCUGAGCUCUUGUCAAACUAGGUAAAUGUAAACUUUUAAGUGUAUAGUCUGGAAAUAAACUAAAGUUUCCUGUA
This is a messenger RNA of Limulus polyphemus (Atlantic horseshoe crab), 1416 nucleotides long. Its product is annotated as serine/threonine-protein phosphatase 4 catalytic subunit-like. The record is from RefSeq and is a predicted model, not a curated record. The transcript is spliced from 8 exons. Gene Ontology annotation, molecular function: protein serine/threonine phosphatase activity. Gene Ontology annotation, biological process: peptidyl-serine dephosphorylation; double-strand break repair via homologous recombination. Gene Ontology annotation, cellular component: nucleus; cytoplasm. NCBI's taxonomy places the organism in Eukaryota, Metazoa, Arthropoda, Merostomata, Xiphosura, Limulidae. Bases 101 to 1033 code for a protein of 310 amino acids.